This is a messenger RNA of Alternaria ethzedia, 1245 nucleotides long. RefSeq lists its product as uncharacterized. Gene Ontology annotation, molecular function: zinc ion binding; metallocarboxypeptidase activity. The transcript has 5 exons. Gene Ontology annotation, biological process: proteolysis. NCBI's taxonomy places the organism in Eukaryota, Fungi, Ascomycota, Dothideomycetes, Pleosporales, Pleosporaceae. The record is from RefSeq and is a predicted model, not a curated record. Bases 1 to 1245 code for a protein of 414 amino acids.
AUGAAGACCACCAUUCUUACCUCGGCGCUCCUUCUUUCCUCCACGGCGCUUGCCACUGUCGUCCCAAGGGCUGGCAAGAAGGUCGACUACAAUGGUUUCAAGGUACUACGUGUUGCCAGUACCGAUGCUGUAAAGGCAGAGAUCGAGAGCUUGGCUGCACACAUCCUCAACCCUGGCACAUCUGCCGAGUUGGAUGUCGUCGUUUCACCAGAGAAUGUCGACGCCUUGACUGCCUUGGUGGCUGAGAGCAAGGUGCUGAACGAGGAUGUCGGUGCAGCGCUUGCCGAAGAGGGAGAGAUGAGCGUUUAUGCUGUCCCUAGCGAAAGCUGGUUCACUGCAUACCACCCAUACGCCGACCACAUCCAGUUCCUCCGUGACCUGCAGGCUGGAUACACUGGCCAGUCCGAGAUUGUCACUGUGGGCACCUCAGUCCAAGGACGAGCCUUGACUGGUAUCCACAUCUGGGGUAGCGGUGGCAAGGGCUCCAAGCCUGCCGUCAUCAUUCACGGCAACGUUCACGCACGAGAGUGGAUUACCUCCAUGACCACCGAGUACUUCGCGUGGCAACUACUCACCAAGUACGGCUCGGACGCAAACAUCAAGUCCCUCGUCGACAAGUUCGACUUCUACAUCACACCCAUCGCCAACCCAGAUGGCUUCGUCUACUCCCAGACAACCGACCGUCUCUGGCGCAAGAACAGGCAAACUGUGAGCGGCAACAGCUGUGUUGGCCGUGACAUCAACCGUAACUGGCCCUACAAAUGGGAAGUCACAGGCGGAGCCUCCACAAACCCCUGCUCAGAGACCUACAAAGGCGUAGCAGCCGGCGACGCCCCCGAGCUCCGCGGCUUGAAAGCGCAAGUCGACUCGCUCAAAGCGUCGCGCGGUAUCCGUCUCUACCUCGACGUGCACUCCUACGGCCAAUACAUCCUCUGGCCCUACGGCUACGACUGCAACCUCCGCGCCGAAAACGACGCCCAGCACCGCUCCAUCGCCACCCGCGCCCAGUCCGCUAUCCGCGCCGUCUCCGGUACUGCUUACACCAUUGGCCCUAGCUGCGCGACUCUCUAUGCUACAACUGGUUCUUCGACGGAUUACACUGAUGUUACGGGUAAUGCGACGUAUUCUUACACGUACGAGUUGAGGGAUAAGGGCACGUAUGGGUUUACGCUGCCGGCGAAUCAGAUAAGACCGACUGUGUUGGAGACUUGGGCGGGGGUUGCUAGUAUGCUUAGGGAUGCUUAG